AGGUAGGAAUUUUUAAUAUUUAAAAUACAUAAUACAGGCAAUACAUUCCUGUACACUAUUCCAAUUUCAGCGAUUCAACAUUCUGGAAAUGCCAUUCAGAUAAAUUCAGACAGCUCAGUCAUUCCUUUUUUUCUUUUCAUAUUGAUGGGGUUAUUAUCCAUCUAAUUAUACAAUAAUUCCUUGAUAGUUGAACAAAAUGUAAAAUUCAGAGUAAUAAAUACUUCCGUCAGCCUCAUGAAUAUCGCACAGACAUCUGCUUAUCAAAAAAUCCCUGGAGACCAACAACACACGAAUUCAGCACACCCAGAGGUUAUUCCGGACUUCCUGAUGGUCUGAUAAGGCAAGUGCAACGGUGACGGUGUCAAUGAGAUAAUAAUCAGUUGGAGUUGGAACGAAUGAGUGAUAACCAGCCGUGAGGAUGGUGAAGCCGAAGGACGGACGAAUGACCUCAAGUCAUCGGGAGUGGUUGCGAGAGCUCGCCGACUGUGACAAGGUCAUCUCGGAUGAGGAAGCCGAGGCGUUUGGUCGAAUUCCGGGUGAAGGGGGAGUCCAGAGUGAGGAUGAGGCCGAUGAGGAACUCGAGGCCGAAUGCACUCGGUUGAAUAAUAUUCUUGGACUCCCAGCUGAUACCUAUUCUCUCACGAAAAUUAAAAUAACUUUGCCUGAGUCGGCGAGUUAUGGAGUCAAGUCCGGGACUAUUCAUAUGAACAGGAAAAUCUUUUCCCCAUUUUCGAGAGGUCUUCAAGGCGGUGCGAUAGCAAUCGCAGCAUUUGUAACGACAAGCGUGCAGAAGCCUCGCCAGUGGAACGAAUCCAUCAUAGAUCAGAUCAUUGAGGACGGUGAUACAUACUUCUGCGAUUCCUACAGAGAUAUAAAGACCCCCAAUCGUCGGACCCUAACUGUUCUGCAGCUGAAGAGGUCCUUGAUCAUCCAGCGGAGCCACAACGCUCUGGUGACCAUCGACGAUGCGGUUUACACCGGGACUUUUCGCUCGAUUAAACCCACAGAGAUGCAUCUGGUCAAGGCUCUGGAGCUCUUCUUCAGGAGCUAUGACGCUGCAGUACUCGUUUCACCGGGUCUCACCAUCUCUAUCUGGAGGGACGGAAGGAGUUUCAACGUUUUCGACGGUCAACCGAGGGAUAGGAAUAUAAUCCCUGACGACGAGGGCUCAGCUAAAUUGAUCACUCUUCAGGAUUUGAAUGGAGUGUUCUUUGUAAUUCUUGAGAAGAGCAAAAUUAAGAAUGAAUAUUUUGUUCUGUAUCCGAUUGGCGUUAGGGCGAUCAUGAGGCUGACCGGGGAUGAGGACGAAGAUGUCUCAAGACUCUUGGGACCUCCCCAAAGACGUCCAAGUGGUUACAUAAUCCAAGGGAACUUUCGAGCACUUGUUCGAAGCUCAUUCCACCUGAAUCAUCCCAGUAUUCCGUCAGAUCUCCAAGGUCGCACCCACCUAAUUAUCGCAAUUGCUACCCUGGUCUAUUCCCGACUGAUCCCUGCUGCCAGGUGGAGCACUCCCAUGCUAGACCUCAUCAUCAACCAGUCUCACAUCUACUUCGUGGAUCUCGUUAGAGUACUCGAGAAGAAGUUUGAUGACAGCUUGUCAUUGAGCAUUGCAGAUCUUCUCGGUGAUUUUUUCUUCGGUGUCUACGGGGCAAAAGUGAAAGUCUGGGAAAAUGUGGUCCCCGGUCAAGCAAAAAAAGGGAAGACAACGAUUGACUCGGGGCUUCGUGAUUUCUUCAAGGCUAACGACUUGGGAAUUCUCGAGGUGAAGAGAACGUUCUUCGCGGUAUGGAAGGACGGCAGGAAGUACUACUUUCUGGACCCGUUUGGCUGCGAUGCAGAAGGAUUCAGGGUCGAUCCCAGUGAUCCGGAGGAGCAGAUCAAGUAUGAGACGGCAAGUGCUUGUGUUACGAUGAACAGCUCCAUCAACGAACUGAUAGAGAUGAUCCUGGAGAACACUGGGAACACGGAGAAGGAUCCGUUCUUCCUGCAUGGGGUUCAGGUGCUCUACGUGAAGACACACUCAUCUGUUGAUGCUCCAGGAGGAACUGUUGUCUUCAGGGAGAAGAAGACAAAUCGAAGGCCGCCGCCUCCUGCACCUGCUGAGGCACCAUCAGAUCACUGCGCGAUCAAGUCAGAUGUGAUUCCCAGACCAAGACUGGGCGACGAGAAGACAAGGAACGCUGAGGGUCAGUUCCCAGAGCCUAUGACAAAUGUAGAAGAUUUCAUGAAGACGGAGGAAGAAUUGAUGAUGAUGACGUCCGACAACGAAGACUUUAAGAACAUGAAAUUUUAUAAAAUAGUGAGUCCACGAAGAAUUAUCCUUCAGGCAUCGAAGAACUGCCUGUCCGAGGAAUUUGAUGAGCAGUCUCGGGGUCGUCAGUGUUUGGCGAUUGCUCUGUCGGUUAUGGCAUUUGCGAAGAUCAAACCUCCAUCGAAAUGGAGAAGUAUCGAUUUAGAUUAUUUGCUGGCAGUUGGAGACAGAGCGCAUAACGAUUUGGUUAAGUCGAUCCAGAAGGGUAGACCAACGUUGGAUGAAGAUCCCGAGGCUGUGGAUGAUGAAGAGGAUGAGGAAGACGAAGAGGACGAAGAUGAGGACGAGAACGAAGAAGGAGAUGAUGAAGAAGAUGAGAAACUGUUGGGUAGAGCUCCAAGUCAUAUAGACGUCUCGCUGCUCCCGUCUCGAUUGAAAUUUGGAGAUCACGAUGUGAAGUUUUCUAGCAGAAAGUCGAUGUCUGAAGGGGAUGCCGAUCCCAUGGUGAACCUGGGGGAAGCCCUGGAUCGUUACUUCAUGAAAUACGACGAAGUCAUACUCGAGAACAAGCGUUUGAUGUACCCGAUCUGGAAGUCCAAUGGCAAUUACUUCAUCUUCAAUCCUUAUGGAAGUGAUGGGGAAGGCUGGAGACUGAGAGGACAUCCCGGGAGUCUUAUCGUGACUGAUUGUAUGAACGAACUGGUUGAUCUACUUCACGGAAUCCUCGAGUUCAAUGACCGCAAAUUUUCCCUGCAUUUUAUUCAUAUCGAGGCAGUGGGUCCUGGGAAUCAAUACAAAUCUCCGGUUGAGGUAGCGGAGCCUCAAGAUGAUGUCGAGAAGUAUCAGACUGUCUUCCUUCCUCUGACCGACGAGGAUGUAGCAGCACUAAGGCCAGAGCCAAAGGAGAUCGCCGCGGAAGACGAUGCUGAAGAUGAAGAAGACGAGGAAGAUGAGGAGGAAGACGAAGUGGACGAAGACGAACAGGAAGAUGAGAAUACCGAUGAAGGUGAUGAAGAAGGUGAGGAUGAGGAGGAAAAUUUGGAGGAGGCUGUCGAGGAAGCACCUCCGGUAGAUCCUCUGCUGAAAGUUCUUGAGGGAGAUCGGCCAGAUCCGCCAGGAAAACUCAAUCUCUUCCUUCUAACUACAAACGUGAAGCUAGAGGAUGAGGUGAUUGAUCGCAAUGCACAGGAAGCGUUGGAGUACGAACGCCUGAAGUACAAUCACCCACCGCCGUACGUUCUGCCCCCGAAGAGGAUCCUCGCAAUGCUCUUAGCUGCUAAGAAAGCCACGAAGUCCAUUCCCUCUCUCGUCUCCUGCUUCUCCAUCGAUUCCAGAUUAGCUGUCAAGACAGACCUACCACCUCUUGACACUAUCAACGUACCAGUAAUUGCGUCACCAUCAACUGAGGGUCAUUCAAAAUUAAUUAAACUUCCACCGAAGAAGUAUCUUUUCUCAAGAAUUCCACCGAUUGGCUUCACACCCCUCAGGGCAAUAAAUGAAAAAUUCAUUCAUGAUGAGAGAUGGGAUGAGAAAAUGAAGAAGGAGUGCAGGGAUAAAAAAUUAAAAACGACAACGUCUGAUAGUUUCUACUUAACUGAAGUGUUUGAAGCGCCAGGGGGUUUAAGAAUUAUUCCAUCAAUUAUUCCGCUUGGACCGACGAUAAUGACACCCAGGGCAAAAGUCAAAGUGAAGCCUUGUAUUGGUGGAGAGAAAAGACAGUGUCGAUUAUCAGAAGUCGAAAGACUAAAUGUGAAUUUGGAAAAAAUUACUUGUUACACCGAGGAUAUCCUCUUUGAUAUGAUAUUCCCGAUGUUGAAAUUUAAUGAAAUGAAUGAACUGCAGACCGAAGGAGAUGAUCUUGAAGGACAAAACGAAGAGUCCGAACUAGUACCAGAAGAACCAGAAAAUCUCCAAGAAAAUCCCUCCGAAUUAUCCCCUCAACAAGAGCCCGAUGAAACUCCAGCAGAUGUUCCCGAAGAAGUUCAACGAAUUCCUCAGACGAUUAGUUUCCAAUACGUCAACGAAUCCCUCUCGAUUCUCCGUGCAAACAGUCGCUUGAAGACCCUCGAGACCCUUGAAGAGCACCACCUAGACGCUUCCUACUUCGCAGCGAUCCUCUGCAUCCUCGCAAAAAUUAAAAUGGACGUCAGGGACUUCCCCAGCACGCUCUUGGACGAAAUCAUCCUCCUUUCCAAGAAGAUGCACACGAAAACCGGAAGCCUGCGGUACAAGAUUUCCCGGAUCUUCCGGAACGUUGAGUUCUUAGGAGUCAAAUUUAAUGUCAUCCUGAAACAAACUGCGUACGCAGAUCCUGAAAACUUCGAGAACGACGACUUAUCGACAAGACUUAAGGCUUACCUGACCAGCCACUCCACCGGGAUAUUGCUCUUCAGUUCUGGAUCCUUCGCGUUUUGGUACGUCAAUGGUAACUACUACCUAUUGGACCCUUACCCCUGCGACAAAGAUGGCCAGCGGAACAGCAGCGGCACCUGCUGUCUCCUAGAAUUCCCCACAAUCGAGGAUUUGAUUAUUAAAAUCCUCGAAAAUUCAGGAAUCUCUACGAGUCAAUCGUACAGAAUCCACACGUUGUGCAUCACCCACAUGGAGGCGAUGAAAUCAAAAAAGAAGACACGAGCGCCUCACAAGGAAUGUAACGUCGAGGAGCUCGACGAAGAUCCGUUGGAAAUCGAUGAGCCAAAAACGUCACCGACAGUCAAACUGAGUAUCUCCUUGAUUGAAUGCAAGGAUUGGCUUUCUGAACGUCAGCCGAAGCCGCCUCCCGUCGACCUGACGCAUCAAACAUUCAGUCCGUUGAAUAAUUUCAACGCAUCAGUCUUGGAAGUUCCCGUUGUGGUGAAUGACAUUACACGUCCAAAUCUCCCACCAUUCAGGAGAUCAGGAGCAUCAAGAUCCUUGGAGGAGCCGCCGCGGAAGAAGCCCUUCGACAGGAAAUUCAAUGAACACUCCAUCAUUCUCGAAUCGAUUGAUCUGGCGAUGAUGGCAUGGGCCUGCAUUCGCGAUCCAACUGAGUGGGGAACAAGAACUGUCAGAGGCAUCUACGAAGCCAGUGAAGACUUGAUGUUCGAUAGUUUACUGGCAGCCGAAGAUUCCACUGUUUAUGGUCUGAUUGAUGGAUUAUUCACUGAAUUUGACAUCGCCAAUUACCGAUUCGAGUUGGUAUUUACGCCGAUUCACGUCGGGAGGCUGUACGCGACGGAGGGGUGGAACCUGUCGAUGUCAUUGAAAAAGAUAUUUGAUACGCCGAUCUACUCCGGUGCUGUCCUCCUCUGCGGAAAAGCUCAUAUCGGCCUGAUGAAGAGAAAGGGCCAGUUCUACGGAUGGUGGGGUGUUGUCGGAACGAAGAACCUGAGGAUCAUAACGUCGAAUUCGUUCGAGGAAUUCCUGAAGUUAGUGGUGAUGGAGAUCGAUGAACUCGAGGAAGUCGAGUUUCAGAUGCGCAUCGUCACGGUUUCCUAUGCCAGGAAGUUGGAUCCCGAUUGCGACGACAUGAAGGGACUUCAUGAACCCGGGGUGACUGCGUCACUUCCUCAAAUUUAUCGGAAAGACGGGGAGCCUUAUGACAUGGAAGAGAUUUUCCGGCCAACGGUUCCUUCGUCAGGGCCACUUUUUAUUCCUGGGAGCGUUGCCAUCGAUCACAGAGACGUGAUCAGGGAACCUGCAUUGAAACGCUGUUACUUUGUCGCGGUCAUCAGUCUCAUGGUAAAGAGGGACAUAAUGCAGAGCCCCAUGGCCUCCAUGAUUGACAAGAUCCUCCAGGUCGCUGAUAACUUGUACCGGGAAUUCGAUGGCCCAACGUAUCACACCGAACACAUUCUCAGGAACAUCACCAUCAUGAACAGAAUAUUCGACUUCAGAGACGUUGCUUCAGAGUUGUUCACGUUCACUGAGAAUCGCACCAUCGGACAAUGUGACUUCUAUGUCCUAGUGAAGACAGAGCUGAAGAGACAUUUCAAGAGUCAUGAUGACGGAAUCCUUCACUUUACGAAUUGCUGCUACGCCUUCUGGUUUUCUAGGGCAACCGAUUGCUACUACUACCUGGACCCUUACCCCUGCAAUCCUCGAGGACGAAGAGUAUCCGCUAACGGAAGUGCUUGUCUUUGUGUGUUCCCAAACAUCUGCCAGAUGGUGAAGCAGAUGUUAUCAAAUAAAUGUGACAACACCACAGGCUUCUUUAUUCAUCGGCUUCACGUGGAGUCAAUCAACGCAGUGCCAUCUCCAGAAUUCCAGGAAGAUCCCAUGUGGGUGUAUUUGGAUUACCACUGGAGCUCUCGUCACGCCACAAAGGCCCUCUCCUCGUCCAAGAAGCGGAAGAGAAGGAAGAGUAAGAAGAAUAGAGACGACGUCUGCAAGGAGCAACGGCCAGAUGCUCUCGAGAAAACUUCCUGGAACAGCUACACCAUCGAAGUUCCUCAGUUAAUCUAUUCCCUCUGGGGAACCCUGGGAGCCUAUGACAGCCAUUUUGGUGAACGUGCAGGAAGGAAUCAGGCGGGGAUUAGUCUCGCUGUUCUCGCCAUGCAGUACCUCUGUCAUCCGUCCAGAUGGACCUCCGGUAUUUUGGAUUCUGCAGUCAUUUGUGGUGACAGCUACCAGACGGAGAGUAUGAAGAACGCAAUCAGACGUGGCUUCAAGUACUCUAACGUCUUCAAUCUUCAGCCCUGCUUCAAAGUCUUCCCACAUAUCUGGAAGAUCGAGUUCCUGUCGUCGAUGUGCGGAACUCUGUACGGAGGCAAAGAACGUCUAUCCCUAGCUACUGUCCUGGAGCUAGGCUUCAGGGAGUCCAAGAAUAUCUUGCUCAGAUGUGGGAAGAUAACACUAGGUUUAUUGUCCUCGGAGGAGGGGUUGUACGUCGCGGAUCCCUGCUGGACAGGUCCGCCAUUGUUCCCACGAAACCGCGGCGCCAUUUACGUCAUCAGAUGCAACAAUUUCCAUACUCUUGUCUACGUCUUGGUGAAGAUGAUAAAUUCUAAUCAGAGGCUUGAGUUCACCGUGACUCCAGUUGUCUUCGAGUUCAGACAGGAAGUCUGCAGGUCGUCGGACGAGAAGAGACACGUCGAGAGGAAGAGGAUCGUGAUGAAUGCAGUGGGUGUGAAGCCGGGACUUGCUCGUGGACCGCGGCUUCCGGUUUGUGGUGCGAUCACUGCCAAUGACGAGGAUGAUUACGAGAAGUAUCGAAGGAGUAUUGAAAUCGGUAGCAAAUACGGGGAGACGUUGGAGAAGCCAGUGGCGCCUUCACCGCUGCCUUGUUUGGAGAGAGACAAAGCCCGGAAUGUCCUGGUCAGCUCGAAGUGGAAGACUUACAGGGGUGUGUCCAGGCCCAGAGUUCGUGCUUCUCCACCGGUUGAUCCGAAGGUCGUGAGGCAGUUGGCGUCAGCGUCGACUUCGGAAGAAUCUUUUAGGGAGAUUCUCGAAGCCUGCGAUCGUUAUCCGAAGAUUGUUGACUUUGUCGCGAAUGUGGAGUUUGAGUCGUCGAUGAAGAGACUGACGCGGAAGAGGGUAAGACCUGAGGCACCGUUGACGAGACACUUGGAUUGCUUGCCCCCCAGGAAAUUCAUCAGGAAGAGGGGUAUGAGGGAGUUUAAGAAGCGCAUGGCAGAAAUGGCGGAUGAGGCCUUCAAAAACUGUAAACAUCGGGUGAGGGAGGACAUUCCGGAGGCUAGUGGAAGCGAGGCUGAAAGGGCUGGGGGGUCCGAAGGGGGGGAGGAGAUGCAGGAAGAAGAAGAGGAGUUUGAAGGGACUGAUGCUACGGAGACUGAGGGAUAAUCCUGUCGGGCUGAAUUCAUAAUCAAAUUUAUUUGAUUAUUGUAAAGUGAUUUUCAGAAUAAAUGGCGAUUGAAGGGGGAGACCAGGAACAGUAUUUUUGAUUAUUUUAUUGUAAACGGAAAAGAAAAAAUGGGAUAACAAGUC
Molecule: messenger RNA, 8176 nt
Organism: Diachasmimorpha longicaudata
Lineage: Eukaryota; Metazoa; Arthropoda; Insecta; Hymenoptera; Braconidae
Exons: 4
Coding region: 419-8032 (2537 amino acids)
Source: RefSeq, a predicted model, not a curated record